Triticum dicoccoides is the source of this 1028-nucleotide messenger RNA. Its product is annotated as myb-related protein Zm38-like. The record is from RefSeq and is a predicted model, not a curated record. The transcript is spliced from 3 exons. Lineage: Eukaryota; Viridiplantae; Streptophyta; Magnoliopsida; Poales; Poaceae. The coding region runs from base 1 to 927 and encodes 308 amino acids.
AUGGGGCGGCCGCCGUGCUGCGACAAGGCGAACGUGAAGAAGGGGCCGUGGACGGCGGAGGAGGACGCCAAGCUGCUCGCCUACACCUCCAACCAUGGCACCGGCAACUGGACCUCUGUUCCCCAGAGGGCAGGGCUGAAGCGGUGCGGGAAGAGCUGCAGGCUGAGGUACACCAACUACCUGAGGCCCAAUCUCAAGCACGAGAACUUCACGCAGGAGGAGGAGGAGCUCAUCGUCACCCUCCAUGCCAUGCUGGGAAGCAGGUGGUCUCUGAUCGCGAACCAGCUGCCGGGGCGGACGGACAACGACGUCAAGAACUACUGGAACACCAAGCUGAGCAAGAAGCUGCGGCAGCGGGGCAUCGACCCCAUCACCCACCGCCCCAUCGCCGACCUCAUGCAGAGCAUCGGCACCCUCGCCAUCCGCCCGCCACCGAGCGCCGCGGGUGCCUCCUCCUCCUCCUACCUCCCCGUGAACCCAGCGGCGGCGCCGGGGCUCCAGCCGCUGCACGACGACGUCAAAUACCACGCAGUCCUGAACCAGCAGCAGCAGCAGGUCAUCACGCUCCUCGACGCCGACGCGCCAGGGGCGGCGGCGUCCCCGGACCACCCGCUCAAGUGGAGCGACUUCCUCGCCGACGACGCCGCCGCCUUCGAGGCGGCGCCGCAGGUCGUUCUUGGUCAGUACCAGGAUGCCGCGGUCGCUGGUGGCGGAGCACACGCGUAUGGCGACACUGACAGUACUGCAGCCGAUGGUGUCGGCGUGGGCGGGGAGGAUAGCGCAGCGUCAGCGUUCAUCGACGCGAUGCUGGACAGCGACAAGAAGAUGGGCGUGGACCAGCUCAUCGCCGACCUGCUCGCCGACCCGGCAUACUACUACGGCGGGGGCUCUUCCUCUUCGACGUCGGAUCUGGGGUGGGGCUGUUGAUCAUUUAUUUAACUAGAGGUUACAUAUCUUACAUUGGGACGGCAUUUAAACAUAUUUAGGGCAUCACAUUUUCGUUUGAACUUGUUAUUGGUACUCCAUGA